Molecule: messenger RNA, 3863 nt
Organism: Tribolium castaneum (red flour beetle)
Lineage: Eukaryota; Metazoa; Arthropoda; Insecta; Coleoptera; Tenebrionidae
Exons: 10
Coding region: 1-2340 (779 amino acids)
Biological process (GO): detection of chemical stimulus involved in sensory perception of smell; sensory perception of smell
Cellular component (GO): plasma membrane
Molecular function (GO): olfactory receptor activity; odorant binding
Source: RefSeq, a predicted model, not a curated record
AUGGGCAAAGUCAAGUUUACGGAACCUUUGGAGUUUCUAAACGUUGUGGGUUUGAACCCGGAGAACUGCUCAAACUUUUCGCUGUUUCGGAGAGUCAUUUCGUUGGGUUUUUUCCUGGUUGUGAUCACCCUUGGAUUAUUGGAACUGUUGCUACAUUUUGAAGGCCUUGAGACCUGUUCUCGGGCCUCUGAGGCAAUGAUCGUCCAAUAUCAACUGUUCAUAAAGAUUGCUGUUUUGCUCAAACACCGAAAAAAUCUGGUGGUUUUGAUGCAAAAGACUCGCAAGUUUUGGCCGCUUGAUAAGUUCGGACAAGACGCAAAAAUCGAACGUCCACAUAAAUUACUGAAAGCGUUUUUCUUCGCCUACAAGUUGAUAAUGAUUCUAAUGGCCUUGCAGUACAUUUUACGUAAAUUUGUCUCGAAAAAUGGCAAGCCUUUGGCUAUAGCGUUUGGGGAAAGUAAGGGGUUGUCCCCGAAAGUUGAUCAUUUGUAUUUUGUGCUUCACUCAACUUCGACGUUUGUGGUUUUGCACGCUGUUACUGGUUUUGACAGACUUUUCUUUUUUCUAAUUGGGCACGUCUUGACUGAACUGAAACUGGUAAAAAAAUCGUACAGAUUGACACAAAACCGCAGGGAAAAAUUUCUGGAAACUGUACAACACCAUGCCUUUGCGUUAGAAUUUGUAAGAAAAUUAAACCGAAUUUAUUCCCAAGUACUGCUGAAUCAGCAUUUGAGUUGUCUUUUUGGCAUCUGUUUUGGGCUAUUUUUGGUUUCAAAAGAUGGGAUACCACCUGACUUGGGACAUGUUACUAAAUACGUGCCCUAUGUAAUUUCAUUCAUAACACAAACUUUCACGUUUUGUUUUAUCGGUUCUUUGUUAAUCACCUGGUCUUUGCAAGUCCCUGAUGCAAUUUUCUACAAUGAUUGGGGCAAAAAUCAAGCUUAUAAAUACAAGACAGAUAAGAUUAUUGCAAUGAUUCGGGGCCAAAGAGCUGCGAAAUUAACACUUGGAGGUUUUGGGGAUUUGGAUUUGGAAAGUUUUAAUUUGGUAAGACUAAAGGACUCGAUUGAAUUAAUGCCAGGCGUGUUCCAGGUUGUCAAAAACGCAUUUUCCUUUUUCACGUUUGUCAACGCUAUGAAUCAGAAACAAUUUUUUGUAAUGAUAACUCGGUUAAUGGCCCAAUUUGCUAUAAAAGGAAGAGUCGGGACUGGGGGUUACAUUAUGGAUAAAGUCAAGCUAGCGCAGCCUCUGGCCCACCUCAACAUAAUCGGUCUAGACCCGUUGAAAAAUGACCGAUUUUCCAAAAUUCGGACCGUUAUCACGGUUGCGGUUUUCGCCCUGUGUAACGUUUUCUCCUUCUCGGAGUUAUUUCUUCACUACAACAACCCGCACGUGAUUGUGCGAAGCUCAGAAGUUGUGUUUCCGUUUUUCCAAAACGAUUGGAAGAUUGCAAUUAUGCUAGUAUACAAAAAAAAUCUAGCACAACUGAUUCAAAACACCUCCAGGUUUUGGCAAAUCGAUGCGUUUGGCAAAAAUUACCAAUACAGUAUGGGCAUAAAACACAAAUAUGUGCGAAUAUUUUAUUUGGUGUACCGAUUAAUGCUGAUGUUUAGUUGUUCGCAAUAUAUUUUGCUGACGAUUGGGAGCGACAGACCGAUGAUUUUGAGUUUUGGGGAAACUGGAGGUCUUGGUUCGGGAGCUUUGUUGUUUUAUUUGAUAUUUCAUAUUGUUUAUCUUUUAAUUAUUUUUAACGUAAUUAAUGGUUUUGACGGUUUGUUCUUCUUUCUUGUGGCUCAUGUUUUAUCGGAGCUGCAGAUGGUCAAAGUUGCGUUCAGUAGCUCGAAAGUGAUCACGUUUUGGAAUCACAAAAGGAGGUUCAAGUCGGCCAUUCAACACCAUAGAUUUGUGUUAGAUUACAUCAAUCGGCUUAACUCAAUUUAUUCGAUAUUGCUACUGAACCAGCACAUUUCGUGCCUGUUUGGGAUUUGUUUCGGUUUAUAUCUUUUCAUAUCAGACGGUUUUCCGCCAGACUACGAACACAUUUCGAAAUAUGUUCCCUAUGUUAUUUAUUACAUUACCCAAGUUUGGGUCUUUUGUUUCGCAGGCCAGUUAAUAAUUGAUUGGAGUGUUAACAUUUCCGAUGAAAUAUUUUAUCACGACUGGACUUUAAACAGAACCUACGAAAAUAAAACCGAUAAAUUGAUUAUUAUCCAAAGGGCACAACAUGCUGCGAGAUUAUCUUUAGCAGGAUACGGAAAUCUAGAUCUACAAAGCUUCAAUUUGGUUUUGAAAAAUGGGCUGUCGUUUUUCACGUUUGUGAAUGCUGUUAUUCACAAGUAGAUAAGAAUUUCAGCAUGUACCGAAAAUUAAAGCAUACUUCACGUAAUUAGGGACUUUAGAAUGAAUAAAUAAAUAAAUAUUUCUUGUCAAUUGUUGUCGUUUUAUUUUUCAUAUUCCUUUCUUUUCAUUAGGCCAUGUGUCCAUUAUUGACCUUUAAAUGUUAUAAAAGUUGAAUGAAUUAUAAAUGGAACACCCUAAUUAAAUAAUUACUCAAAGGAUAUGUAACUUUAAACAUAACAAAAAUUUGUUACUAUUGUUUCAGUAGUCGAAAAUUGAAAUCUUCAGCUAAUAAUAACUUCGCUGUUAUCUUUACUCCUUACUAAUUAAUAAUAAUAAAUUUUUAAAAUGCGUGUCUUCGUCAAAAAAAAUCAAAUUAUUCCAAAAACCAAGCAGAAUCCAUUAAAAUUAAAAUUAAAAUCAUCAGUGUUAAAAGUUACGCCCAAAAAAAUAUAAGUUUGUAUUGUAGCUCAUUUUUGGAACAGAACUGUUUUUUUUUUUUAGAAAUAAAUUACUAUUUACAAUCAGGUGUUUCCCCGAACAUUUACCCAAUAUUAAAAAAUAAAUUGUUAUUACAAACUCCUCUUUUUAAGCAAAAACUAAACAAAUUGUUCGCCAUUUAUUCGCACCUAAGACGAAAUCUCGUCUGUGAGAAAGACCAGCCCUAUAACUGGUUUGACUGUUGUCUCAUUUGUCCUACGAAGUAAUUUGACCAAUAAAAGUGUAGAAAUUACCUGCUACUUGUUUAUCUGGUACACAAAAAAUUGCAAGACGAUUGAAGCGGCUGUUAUUGGGUAUGGGAGGGAGAUUGCACUCCCAACUGUAAAACAGGCCAAUCACAAGCAUUUAAAAAGGCGACAAAAACUGGUGUUUGAUUAUUUUGUAAAUGUCGGCCAAACCACCUGGAAUUUCGCCGUUUUCUAAGAAAAUUUCAAGUUUUCUAUUACACUUGAGUUCAAAAAUUGUGGAUAAAUUGUGGAUCGAUUUGUUUUUAUUAAAAAUUAAUUCUCGCAAUUAGUUCGUCUCCAAACUCAGACAUUACACACGUUUUCAGCGCAAAUAACCGAAUUGUUUCGCAAGAUCUUCUCACAAAACUCAAAAAUGUAGCAAAUUAGGUCACAAAUUUUGCUGAAAUUAACUUUUGAAGUAAAAUUUCUUUUUAGUUAUUACUUUUAAAUCAGGCAUUUAAGAAUUUAUGUUUUUAGAAAAAAAAAUUAACAAUCUUUGAGAUGUAAAAACAAAAUAAAGGUUUUUCAUUUUCCUUUUUCAAAUUAUUCAACUCCUAACAAAUCUCUAAUUUUUUUCGCAUUUAAACUUUGAACUUUCCUCUUGUAUGCCAAAUAAAUUAAAAACAAAAAAAAGGUCAAUAAUGAACUUUUCCAACUUGCAGGAGGUUGCAUUAGUAAAAAAAAUAAUGACCAUAAAUAAUAUAAUACCAAUGAGUUUUGUAUUUAAAAUUUAGUAUACACCUGUACCUACCCACCAAAAAUCGAUUAAAAAUGACUCAAUUUUCUCAGAAAAGAUUA